UCGCGAAGUGUUUUUAUACGCGCUUUUAUUUUUUAACAUUUUUAACCCCAAAAGUCCAUUGGAAUAAGAAAACUAAACACCUCUGGUGUUAAAUCCGUGGAUAUGAGUGCUUUAUUAGGCCGUAUUAUAGUAAUCAAAAGAAAUGGCUCCGAUGGGGCACAUUUUCCGCUAAAAAAACAAGAGUGUUUGUUUGGAAGAAACAACGAGUGUGAUAUCCGUAUCCAAUUGCCAAACGUCUCGAAGGAACAAAAAAAAAUUUCAGUUGACUCCGAAAAGAAGGUGUGGUUAGAGAACCUUAGUASUUGCCAGGAUACUCUACUUAAUGGUACUGCAGUUACUGGUCUAAAGGCAGUCUCACAUUUGGAUGUGUUUACUAUAAGUGACAGGUCRUUUAGAUUUGAGUUUCCUACGCCAAAGAAAACUACACCAAAGAAAUCUCCCAAGAGUCCAAAAAGAAGAUCAAGUGAGGGAUCUCUAGAAAGAAAGUCUUUGACACCAAGGGGUAGUCCCCGCAUCCCUGUUCCCCCUCCAGACACCUUAAAAGAGAACAUCCACCUUUUACGAAGGCAGUCUGUUCCACUUCAAGAAGUAGAURAAAGUUUGCUUUCUCCUUUGACGACCAAGUCUCCAUUGUCRACAUCUAGUGAAAUGAACAGCAUCAACAGUGAAAUGAAGACUACCCCAACUGGAAAAUCUCCUGGAAGAAGAAAGUCCAUGUCAAGAAAGGCAAAGCGAGUUUCCUUUGGAUCAAUACUGAGUCCAGAACUUUUUGACAAGACCUUACCAGCUGCUACUCCUGUGAAGAGAGGUGCUACACCAAGAAGAAUUUCCUCUGAAUGCAAACCAAUUUUGUCUGAUAUAAAGAAGAGACGAUCUGUCGUAGUGUCACCAUCUACCGAUGCAAUCUCAGAGGAAGAUGAGAUGGUAGAAAAUCAAGRAAAUAGUGAUGUCAACAAUGACAACUCAGAAAGUCUUCUUUGUAUGUUACCUGAUCCAGGAAAUCAAAAAGAUUCAGCUAUGAUUGUUGAACAGCUUCCCUCUCAAGUUCCAGACUUACCUGCUCAAGAUGAAGAAAGUCCCAAAGCUGCACCAUCUGUGACUCCAAGGCGCUCAAGUAGAAGGUUAUCCACUCUAAUGAUGGAACAGAUUAAAGUCUUGAUAGAUGAAAAUAAAGUCAGUGUUGAUACCACAUCUGAAGAUGAAGAAUGCAGUGAAGACAAGAAAAGAAGACUUGCUACACCAGUGAGAAAGGCCAUUGAAGCUGGUUUCCAACUUAAGGCCACCAAGAAAAAGCUUGCUACUCCACUACGUAAAGCCAUUCAGUCGAAACCUGUCUUGAAAGAAACCAAAAAGAAAAUUGCUACUCCACUCAGAAAGGAAAUUCAACAAGGCAUUGAACUUAAAGCUACUAAAAAGAAACUUGCUACUCCACUUCGUAAAGAAAUUCAAGCAAAGCCAACCCUGAGGGAGACCAAAAAGAAAUUGGCAACACCUAUACGACAGGAGAUCCAAAAUGGUGUUGAACUUAAAGCUACCAAAAAGAAACUUGCUACACCACUGCGUAAAGAGAUACAAUCCAAGCCAUCUUUGAGAGAAACCAAAAGGAAGCUAGCUACACCUCUACGUCAAGAAAUUCAAUCCAAKCCAGUUUUGAGAGAGACCAAGAAAAAGCUAAAUACACCUYUGAGGAAAGAGAUCCAAAGUAAACCAAACCUUCGCCAAACCAAGAAGGUAAUGCCUACGGAGCUACAGGAURAAAUCAARMUUGGUGUAAAGCUGCAUCWAACCAAGAAGAUUAUGGCAUAUGACUUGCAAAUCGACAUUAUCAAAGGCAAGAAAUUGAGAGCAACAAAGAAAAAGAUGGCAACGCCAUUGAGGGAGGAGAUCCAGAAAGGUGUUUCACUAAGAAAGACUAAGAAGAGCAUGCCAACUCCUCUAAAGAAAGAAAUUUCUAAAGGGGUAGAGUUGAACAAAACCAAGAAAUCAUUGCCUGCUGCAGUACAAGAUGAAAUCAAACACGGAAAAACUCUUAGACAAACYAAGAAAAAGAUGCAGACACCACUAAAGCAGGAAAUUGAGAAAGGCACAAAACUCAAAGAGACAAAGAAGAAGAUGGUUACACCACUGAAAAGAGAAAUCCAAGCAGGAACUGAAUUGAAGAAAAACACAAGAAAGAUUGAAACUCCAAAGCAGAAUGAAAGCCAGCCUAAGCGAAGAAAAUCRAGCCAAGGUGGCAGUUCUUCUGUAAAGAAACUAAAGACACCUAUGCGUCAAGAAAUUGAAUCAGGUUUCAAAUUGCGUCAGAGACGUCUAGCAACGCCACUCAGGAGAGACAUCCACAGACGUCGUUCACUGAAACCUGUAAGAAGAAAGUCUACCAAGCUUGCCUCUGCUGAGGUGCAACCAAGGAGAAAACCCACAUAUGCUGAAAUCCUAAAGAGACCCAAGAAAGUUGCAGUUAGAAGGCUUUCAAGUAAGCRAGUUCCUGUCACAAAGUUUGGUCCAACAGCUCUGCCUGGACAAGCUGCAAGGCUUGCAACAACAACAGCUGUGAAGAAACCUGAAGUCAAGAUACAAACAGGUCAAGCAGACACCAAGAMAACCCCAAUUGUCAAGGAACAYGAGAUCAAAAAYCUUGAAGGCAUUGCUGAAAUGUUUGUCACUCCUGUCACCACUCACACMAGAGUUACCAGAAGUGCCAGGAAAUCUGGAAAUUGGCUUGAUACUAUUGCCAAAACCUUGCCAGAGCAGACCAGGGUAGAAGUCCAUGAACAGGACCUUGAAGGCGUUCCUGAAAUGUUCGCAACUCCAGAGGAAGUCCCCAGAAAGAGGAGAUCAAUGAGACAAAGUAGUGGUAACUGGCUUGAUGYCAUCGCUAAGACGCUUCCUGAUGURAACACCAAAGAAAUUGUCGAGGAAGACCUGGAUGGGUUGAAAGAAUUGUUUGCAACUCCCGAAGAGGCUGCGAAAAAGAUAAAAACUGCGAGGAAAAAGUCUGGUAACUGGCUUGAUGUCAUUGCUAAGACCCUUGGCCAAGGAAAGUCCAAACGAUCAUCUGUAGACCUUGGAGGCCUUCAAGAACUAUUCUCUACACCAUCAGCAGCAAAAAUGACCAGCCCAGUUGAAGAGAGAAACACUCCAUYYCUGCGWGGUAAAGACUCGCAAAUUUCAAUCCACGUUGAAUCGGCAAAGGUCACCAAAACACCAAGCCUACGUCAAGUGGCSAUGGUGCGUAACAGUUGUAACAUGAGUGGAACACCUAGAAUGAUUGAAGCAAUUAAAGCAUCAAAAACACCAUCUUUGAGGUCAAGCAGGCGAUCCGACGAAACAUUUAAUCUUGCCUUGAUGUCAAGUCCUGUAAGGCAAGUACAAACUCCUUCGCUUCGCUCUAAAGACUCCCAGUUUCUUACAGUAGAUGCAUUGCAAGCUUCCAAAACACCUUCCCUUCGCAAUUCCAAAGAGCCAGUUGAAAUGUUUCAAGCCAUUGAGCCUUCRAARACACCAUCCCUUCGUAAUGCYAAGGAGCCACUUGAAGUCUUCCAAGCCAUUGAAAUUUCAAAGACUCCAUCACUGAGAACAGGCGAUAACAAGACAGUCCGCACCAAAAAGAACAAAGAACGCAAGAGCAUUAAUUACACUGGUGUCAAACAACUCAUGAAGACGCCAAAGAUGAAAAAUAACGACGAUGAACCCGAGGAUAAUUUCGUGUCUUCAUGGUUUUCUACACCAAACCUUCCAUYCAAGUCUCCAAAGACUAGAAAUGCYGUUGCGCAGGUUAGUGGAGACUUUGAGCUCGACAUGAUAAACAUCGAGUCUAAAGCAACGAAAUCCAGCAAGUCACCAAGGAUAMGAAAUGCCAUUGCUGACAUCGAAGAGAACUUCGUUCCUGGUCUCUUUGCUUCUCCUGUCCAUGUUGAACGUUCCGCGAAGAASRCRAMRUYUUCCUCYAAGAAGGCGGCACCUAARCCUGUAGAUGAAGUAAAUGAUAGCGCUGRGAACGAAGUCAUCGMAGUCGAAGCCAACAAAAUAGAAGUUGUUARUGCAGUGGAAGAAGUUGUCGCAGAAGAAAAGCCCCAAAGACGCACUACAAGAUCAAAGAGAGCUGCACCAGAACUAGUUAAAGAACCAGCCAAGAAGAGAGCAAAGCGCGAAACCGCUCCAGUUGAACCAAAAAAGAACGGACGCAAAACUAGAAGUUCUGCUAAAACCACUAAGUCUUCAGCAAAGAAAGACUCAGUUGGUGUAGUUGAAACACCAAAACCAAUGUCCUUCAAACGUACAGUACURGAUCCCAUUCCAGAGCUACCGACUCCUUUAACAACACCUCGUGUAACAAGAACAAGAACAGUGUCGGUAAUGUCACCAACUCUAGAAGCUAUCCAGGAAAAACAGCAAGAGGCCAUCGCCCAGGAAGAGCCAGUGACAAAGCAAACUCGCGGUAAAGGUAAAGMUCAACCUAUAGAGAAGAAAGAAGAGCCCGCUACUCGUUCUUCGCGAAGAARAAURAAACCAGAGAUUGUUGAUAAGUCAGAAGAAGUCUUGGAAUYAGUUCCUCGAUCCACUCGUGGAACGCGCAGUCGAAAGAYAGUCGAAGAACCAGCCGAGGAGAAAGUCGAGAAACCUCUGCGUGCUACCAGAAAAACUAAAGGCAAAGCUCAUGUUGUCGAAAAUGCAAGUACAGACAACAAAACGUCUACUGAAGAAGCUGUAGAACCAACGAAAACUCGUGCGACACGCGGUAAAAAGCAAGUUGAAGAGCCUGUCAWSGAAGURGAGAUCACUCGUCGUGAUACUAGAAAAACUAAAAGCAAAGCUGUUGUCGAAAAGUCCGCUGAACAAGUUGAAGAACCAACCACAACUCGUGCAAAAAGAACACGUGGAAAGAAGACAGUUGAACAACCUGCCGAAGAGAAAGACGAGUCGAGCUCACAGGAAUCUGUUACCAAGGACACGAGAAGGACAAGAGCAACCAAUGUUAAUGAAAAAGAAAUUGAAGUCGAGGAAGUAAAGCCUGAGAAAGUAACUCGUUCAAGAAACACUCGAAGUAAAAAAGUCGCCGUCGAGAAAGACGAAGAAGUAGACGUAAUGCCACCAAAGAGAUCAACUCGUGGAAAGAAGACCAAGACUGAGGAAGUUUUGCCCGAGGUAGAAGUUCAACCGAAGACUCGUUCAACACGCGGUGGCAAGAAACAAYCRAAACCUGUUAUUGCUGAAGAAAUCGUCAUCCMRGAGACUGAACYAUUAAAGAAACAAGGGACUAAUAACAGCCGCUCAACACGCAGUCGCAAAGAACCMCAGAAACAARCAGAAGAAGUKGUUGAAAGGCGGUCUGGAAGGAAGCGUGUUGCUGAAGAACAACCARCAACGACACGUAGUGGCAAGAAGGCAAAAACCGACGUCGAGGUUGACGACAAGAAUGAGKUUGAAGAAGUGAAACCCAAACGCAGCACACGCGCRACUAAAGCACCAAAAGAAGACAUYAAACAACCAACAAGAGGAAGUAAACGUCAAGCUUCCAAGGUCGCUGUACCAACCCCCAAGAAGCAGCGUAUGUCUACAAGAUCAAGAAARUAAAAAACRWUGCAAAGUUUUUACUAUUUUAGCUUGUUUUAUAAUUGGAUUAAYUCYWCUYCAAGCGUUGUAAAUAGUCGCACGCAUUGUACUUUUUAAUCCAAUUUCAGUUCGUUUUAUCAAGUAAUUCUUACAUCAUCACGUGACAAUGAUCAGUUUGAUCCAACAAUAAUCACAUAUCAUAAUGACAGACUUGCUACAAUGCUUGUCUUGGGUGCCAAUGCCCUCUGUAAAUACAUAUAUAAUGGGCUAAUAAUUAAAACAUCUUAUCUAUAUUAU
This is a messenger RNA of Exaiptasia diaphana, 5850 nucleotides long. Its product is annotated as proliferation marker protein Ki-67. Gene Ontology annotation, cellular component: nucleus; chromosome. Gene Ontology annotation, molecular function: protein binding. The transcript is spliced from 6 exons. Gene Ontology annotation, biological process: regulation of mitotic nuclear division; regulation of chromosome segregation. The coding region runs from base 103 to 5574 and encodes 1823 amino acids. The record is from RefSeq and is a predicted model, not a curated record. Lineage: Eukaryota; Metazoa; Cnidaria; Anthozoa; Actiniaria; Aiptasiidae.